Messenger RNA from Ochlerotatus camptorhynchus, 992 nucleotides. It is a transcript of the gene jhamt, whose product is annotated as juvenile hormone acid methyltransferase. The record is from RefSeq and is a predicted model, not a curated record. The coding region runs from base 78 to 914 and encodes 278 amino acids. The transcript has 3 exons. Lineage: Eukaryota; Metazoa; Arthropoda; Insecta; Diptera; Culicidae.
UCAGGUUGUUCUGGUUUGGCACAUCGUGCCACUGACGUUGGUGAAAGUGUUUCCAUAAGAAUCAGAGUGAAAGUGAAAUGAACAAACCAAAUCUUUAUCACCGAGCUAACGGUGUUCAACGAAGAGAUGCGAAGGAAAUUCUCAUCGAACAUGGUCAUCUUCUUCGGUGGAAAGAAAACAACAAAGAUUCACUGUUGGACAUUGGCUGUGGCAGUGGUGAUGUGUUGAUUGAUUUCGUCGUUCCAAUGAUGCCACAGAAGUAUGCACGCAUUCUCGCAACAGAUAUCUCAGAACAGAUGGUUCGAUUUGCUAGAACAGUACAUUCCGGCAGGAAGAAUAUAUAUUUUGAUACUUUGGAUAUUGGAGGAGACGUAUCACGAUUUGUGAAAAAGUGGGGAUGUUUCGAUCACAUAACUUCUUUCUAUUGCCUGCAUUGGGUUAGGUACCAAAGUUCUGCUUUUUCCAACAUUUAUAAUCUGCUUAACCCGGAUGGUGAUUGCCUGUUGGUAUUUCUAGCGAGAAACCCAAUUUUUGACAUUUAUGAUCAGCUAUCACGUUCAACCAAGUGGAGUAAGUAUAUGACAGACGUGGAUAAGUAUAUUUCACCCUACCAGUACUGUGAAAACCCAGCCGGCGAAAUCGAAGAAAUUCUGUCCUCUGUUGGAUUUGCCAAGUACAAAAUCCAUAUAUCCGACAAAAACUAUGUGUACGAAGGAAUCGACAACUUGAAAAAGGCUGUCCAAGCUGUCAAUCCGUUCAGUGAACGGAUGCCAUUGAACUUGCAAGAGAGUUUUCUAAACGAUUACAUAAGCGUUGUUCGUAAAAUGUCUUUGAGCGAGAACUGCAGUGGCGUUGAAAAUGAUUACAAAUUUAUUACUCCCUACAAGUUAGUGGUGGUCUAUGCGGUGAAAUAGGAAAACUGUAAAAAUCUUCUUUGAGUGUUACUGUAAGUGCUAUUUUGGUUUGCUAUUUUUUUAAAUCGAUAAAUUCAA